This is a messenger RNA of Durusdinium trenchii, 1428 nucleotides long. The record is from the annotation of a GenBank genome assembly. Lineage: Eukaryota; Dinophyceae; Suessiales; Symbiodiniaceae.
AUGGAAGUUGAAGGAGCCUUGGAGUCUGCAGUGCAGCUGUUGCAGCGCAGGCUAGACGCGCUGCAGAAGGAGGUGAGGAGCUGCCAUGAAGAAUCCGCAGCCCUUCGUGAAUACUUGUCCGAGGUUGGAACGAUUCGAAUGGCUCGUUUUCUGGCCAAGCUCCACCAUCGGCGCUUCGAGCGGAUGAAAGCCGCACAUCCCUGGGAACGAGCUGCGCAGAUGACCGAUGUGGUUGUAAGCAGCGGACUUGCAUUUGGCAUUGGCAUCUACUCUGGCAUAGUGGAGGUGCUUGAGUUUUCUGCUUGCAACAAGGCUGUUCGCCGCCCAAUGAGGGAGGUGUUGCCCCUGCUUCGAUCUGUAUAUCCUGGGCAUGUGUACGUGCACGGCGGUUACGACGGCCAGCGCCGUUUGAAGUCUAUUGAGCGCUUGGCUCCAAACGGAGAUCACUGGGAAGCUCUUCCACCGAUGUCCGAUCGACGGGCAGUUGUGGCUGCAGAUGUGGAGCUCUUUGUUUGUGGAGGCUGGGAUGGCGAACGCCGCCUCAGCCAGGUCGAGCGCUACAACAUUACUGCAGGCUGCUGGGAGCAGCUGCCACCCAUGCUGGAAAGGCGUAGCCAUCCAGCGGUGGCCACGUUGCGAGGACGCCUCUAUGUUUGUGGCGGCUUCGAUGGCGCAGAAAGUUUGAGCUCGGUGGAGUGCUUCGAUCCGGUGUCUGGGAAAUGGUCUUGCCUGCCUCGCAUGCGAGAGCGUCGAAGACGUGCAAUCGCUGUGGUCAUGGCUGGAAAACUCUACGUUUGUGGAGGUUUCGAUGGAGCUGGGCAGUUGAACUUGGCAGAGAGAUAUGACCCGGAGGAUGGGAAGUCAUGGAAUCUCUUGCCACCACACCUUCUGCGCCGAGUUGUAAGUGCCGCUGCGGUGAUCGAAGGGAAGCUCUAUGUCUUCGGCAGCGAGGAUGAUGCGCAGGUGGUGAGCUCUGGGGAGCGCUUUGAUCCCAAAGUGGAUGCCUGGGAGGCGUUGCCUCCCAUGCUCUCCAGGCGUGUGGGUGCAGCGGCUGCCGCUGUAGCUGGUUGCUUUUAUGUUUGCGGUGGUUGGGACGGACGCCAGCGCCUUGCGUCCGCUGAGCGUUUCAACCCGAGCAGUGGGGUCUGGGAAGCACUUCCGCCCAUGAACGAACGCCGUGACCGCGCGGCCGUGGCCACCAUCGCAGAUCGGCUUUAUGUCUGUGGGGGCUUCAAUGGUGAUUCUGAUCUCAGGAGUGCGGAGUGUUUUGAUCCCGCUUCUGGGGCCUGGCUCACCCUGCCUCCUAUGCAAGAGAGGUGCACGAGCAUUGCGCGAGCUCCAGUGUUUCGAGGUUUGUCAGAUAGGCUCCCACCCAACAGGGCAACGUUUCUGAGAAAGUGUCCGUUUCUUGCGCUGGAAUACUCCUAG